AUGCGGCAACGCGCUAUAGGUCUAGACGUGCGGCCGCGGGCCUUUUCGCCGCUGCUGCUGCUGCUGGCACUGACUCCCCUGCUAGCGCGGGGCGAGGAGGCCAAGGAGGGUGGCUCCAAGGACGGGGCACAGCUGAUCACUCUGACGGAGAAGCAGCUGUUCUCAAAGUGGUUCUUCAGACAGCCGUACUUCCUGGUGGAGUGGCACGGGCACGCUGGGCAGAAGCUCCACAACGACAUGGUGCCAGCCCUGAAGGAGGUGGCCCAGGAGCUGCAUGGCCGCGCCCGCGUCGGGGAGCACUGGGUGAAAGGCAUCAGCUCUGGGGUGCAGGCCCGAUUCGGCUUGGACCUGGGGAAGUUUCCGUCGCUGCACUUGUUCAAGCAGGGCGAGGUGAUCAGAAAGUGGGAGCCGGUAUCCUCGUGGGUCCAGAAGGGCGAGGAGUUCACACAGGGAGAGGUAAAGGGGGUGUCAGCCGAGGAUAUUGUCGAGUGGGUGCAGGAGCACAUGGAGAAGGCCGAGAAGAAAGCAAAGAAGCGCAAGUCGAGCAAGAGCGACCCUGAGAAGGGCUCCGAUGAACUUUGA
This is a messenger RNA of Prorocentrum cordatum, 582 nucleotides long. The record is from the annotation of a GenBank genome assembly. Lineage: Eukaryota; Dinophyceae; Prorocentrales; Prorocentraceae.